This is a messenger RNA of Symbiodinium necroappetens, 3923 nucleotides long. NCBI's taxonomy places the organism in Eukaryota, Dinophyceae, Suessiales, Symbiodiniaceae. The record is from the annotation of a GenBank genome assembly.
GCAAGGGAGCAAUUACGUCUGCCUUGGUUUUCUAUCGUAAUAACGAUGCCAGCAUCUUCAGUGCAGCUCAAGAUCGUAUUGGACAGUUUGCGGGAGAUGCCAUGCUCGGAGGAUGUCUGUCGCGCUUGCGGAAACAUCAGGAUAGAAAGAAGGCCGCGCGCGGCAGAAAUGCUCAGGAGAAGGCUGCAGCUCGCAGACGUGCUGCACAGGUGUCGCGUGCACAAGAAUGGAACUCUUGCUUGGACAGACGAAGAUCACAAGCGCAAUUCACGGACUUGGAGGAAGAAGAUCAUCGACAGAGAAUGGCGACUGCCCAAAUUUCACUGACGAGGAAAUUUCCGGUGGCGUUCUCGUCGGUGCCGGACUCUUGGCAAAGCCCCUUGGCAGCAGCUUUCAGCCGCUUCGCGAAGUACUACGCCUGGACGAUGUGCUCGCAGUGUGAGCGGUUGCAGCCCGUCAAGUUUCGACCUGCCAUGGCUCGUUCCAGGUGCAAGGCCAGUGCCAUGAUCCGGGCAUGCAGAUACUGCCAGAAAGGCAUUGGAUACUGGGCCCCGACACCUGCAGAAAUUCCUAAGCCGCUGCGAAAGUUAUCGCAACCCGUUGUGCAGGCACUGCGCCUCUUUCAGGUCAACAUCGGUAGGCCGGAACGAGCGUUCCAAGGCUACCACGUGCACACAGCAGCCACGCGCUUUAGUUGGGAAGAAAGCACUGUGGAAGAGCGCCUUGCAGCUUUGCAAGAACCGGACUGGAGACGAGGCCGAAAGGCUUACGAGUACUUGAUCAGUUGCGCGGACAGCUCCUAUUCGGAGUUCUUGAAAGCACACACGAGCUUUCUGCGCCGCAGGAAGCGCGAUAUCGCUGCAGGAGACGUGGAUCCGUACAGACCCAUCCCGUUCCUGCCAAUGAACUUCAUGGAGACGAUUGGCCUCGAAUGUGCAGUGUGGCCGCAUCUCUAUUGGACCACCAACAUGUGUGAAACUUUCAUCCGGAGUCAAGACAUUCGACGGCAAAACCGCAGGCCGAACGCAGUCGCAGCAAACAUGAGCGAGAGUUCGGAUUCGGACAGGUCGGAAGAUCCCGAGAUCGGGGAGCCGACGGGUGGGCAACAGAAACAGCGCCACAGCGCCAAGGGAAGCUUUUUGGCGAAAGUGUUCUCGUCCGUGAUCGGCUACGGCGCUGAUCGCGAGCUGAGCCAGUUCGUGUACGAUCUGUGGCUCUGGAGCUCGCUCGGUGCGGCAAAGCACGUCCAAGGCACGACGCUGCGGGGAGCGCUGGCGAGCAAGACGUUUUCCCCUGCAUACUGGCAAACGCUACAUCAAGGGCUGGUCGACUGCGUGCAGCAAAUCGGCUUUCCGCAUCUGUUCAUUACGAUCGCGCCUUACGAACCCUCGGCACCGUACCAUGCUUGGAUCGAGGACGAGCUGUCCAAAAUGCUCCGCACACGCACCAACUUGCCGGCCGCCGAAACCUUCCACCUCGCCCAUCUUCUCCUACAGGUCGCUGAAGGUCUCAUCUCGGGUACCAACCGGCAAGCAGCAGCGAAGAGACGCAGGUGGACCGAGCACGUUCUGGCGGCAGAAGAUCCAGAUCGCAAGACCGUGAAGGAGAUUUUCGGCAGGCUGGAGUUUCAGGAUGGCAAGCGGAAACGUCAUGUCGGACCAGCUCAGAGCUAUCACGGAUCGGGCCGCACUCAUCUGCACUUGCUGGUGUGGCUCGACAACCCCGAGGCCAUUCCUUGGCAACGAAUUCUGCGAGCAGACCUGCCGCGUGAAGAGCCCGAGCUUCGUGGCUGGACUGGGACGACAGCUGCAAACGUCCGAGCUUGGAUGCCGGACGUCCUGGGGGCGAUGUGCUGCCACAUGGACGUCCAGACUGGCGAUGGCCGUGAGCUUCUGCUUCAGUAUGCGGCAAGUUACAGUGCGAAGUUUUCAGACCAAUUCGCCACAAGUUGGCUGAAUGAAGAAGCCACGGAUUAUCAUCUGGCACGGCGCAUCCUCUCCGAGUACCAUCCCCUGGAGCCCGAGAUGUGGUUGCAACUGGCUGGUCAGACCUUCCGGCAGGUGGUCAUGACGGGGAUCGUGAAGCGGGUAAGCAUCAAGAUUCCAUGGAAAGAGUGGCCAGACCGUCAAUUGGAGGCUUACAUGAAAUGCACCUGGCGCCGCGAAGACCACAGCUUCCUGCAGUACUUGCGCCUCAGCAACAAGAACGGAAGCAAGCGCAAGAACAAACGCAGGGUGCUGGUGGCGGCUUUGACGAGAAGCCGGAUGACCGACGAGUUCUAUGGACAGUGGCUCGUCCUGAACAUUCCUUUCCGCCAGGUGGACGAGCUGUGGGACGAACGUGUGGAACGAGUGCCCGAAGGCUACCGCAUGCUGGCCCUUUGCUUGUUAAAGAAGCCAGGCCUAUGGGAGCGGCCGUUGCAAGUGCGUGAACAGCUCAAACUGGCCGGCUAUCGGGAAGCGCCCAUGAACAACAUCCUCCAAAUGCUGGUGGCCCACACGACCAUCAUCAAGGCUUACCUGUUGGGAUCCUUGAGGCUGGAAGAUGAUCCGCAUCCGGCAGCCGAGCAUGUGGCGGCACCAGAGCUGGGCUUUCGUGGCCAGCUCGAGCCCGAACAAGCUGCGGCGCUCGCGAACAUCAAGAAUAUGGUCAUGUGGGCACUUCGCCGGCGGUAUCCCGACGAAGCCACUGCAGAAGCUCUGCAAGAGUACCUUGGAAGACCAGAAAGCCAGCGGCCUCGCAACGCCAAGCCGCUGUGCGUGCUGGGGCCUGCAGGCAGUGGAAAAUCUACUUGCGUACAAGUCGCCAUUCAACGGGCCGUGGAGGCAGGUGCUCACGUGGGUAUCGCUUGCCCGACAGGAAUGCUGGCCAGCAGCUAUCGCGAGAAAUUUCCAGAUCUUGAUGUUGACACCUUGCACGGCAUGUUCCUCCUCCACAAGGAGCAGCACCACACGUGGGAAUGCAUGGCCAACUACGAUAUGGUGGUGAUUGAUGAAGUCGGCCAACUGUCGCAGAAAACUUUCGAGCGGAUCCUUUGGCUGUGGGACAACGCCGACCGAAGGCCAGCCCUGAUCUUCGUUGGCGACUUCCAUCAGCUGCGGGGAAUGGACGGCACACGAGCAACGGACAGCCCACGCUGGCAACAUGUGGUGAAGCGCCAUCUGCGAACCAUGAGGCGCUGCAAGUGUGCAGAGCUGAAGUGGAAACUCGAGCUCCUCCGCACGGCCAAGCCUUCCCGAGAGCAGCUGCACCGCAUAAUUCGAGGGCAUCGGGCAAUGCCCGACAGAGGGCCCGGACUUAGCCCGGAACCUACCAACCUCGACAUGGAAGGGAUGCUGGGGGAAUGGCCAGAUGCUACUUUCGUGACAGUGACGCGUCGGGCGGCAUCGGUUCUCAACGACUUAGCCGUGGAAGCUCUGUUCAAGGACGAACGACCCUGUGCUGUAGUACCUGCCGAUUACGAGAGCAACUUGGAGAACUACGACCAGUAUGGACAACUUGUCGACUGCCAGCCCGUGCAUCUACCGAUCUACCUUGGCAUGCACGUCACCUUGACCAGAAAUGUCAACAAAGGCAUCGGGUUUGUGAAUGGCAUGACAGCAACUGUGGUUGCCGUUCGAGGCACGACAGUCGUCGUGCGCACGAAAGCUGGUCGAAUCCUGACAGUCUUCCCCAUCACCGACACGGAAGUGAUGAUCGGCGGAGCACAGUGCCGGAGCACCUGCUUGCCACUGCGUCUUGGAUAUGCCACCACUCUCGUGAAAGUACAAGGGGCGACACUCUCGCGCGUGAUCCUCUGGCUGGACAAGGCAAACGUCGAGGCUGCUGGUUACGUCGCUCUGUCACGUGUACAAAGAGAUGAGGAUUGGAAGUUCAUAGGGCAUGUGACGCCUCAUCAUUUUACGCCUGCGGCUGGGGUGUAG